AUGGCAGCUAGAUGCCAAUGGUCAAUGCUUUAUGCCUUCAAGCUUUUUUGUGUCCAUAUAAUGGAGCAUAUAUUAACAUCAGCCAACACAACCCUAACUACCACCACUGCUCUACCCCCAUAUGAAUUGACCGAAACUGUCUCUCAGUUACCUAAGACAAGCUUACAUAUAUGUGACACAUGUGGGAGAGGAUUUUCUCGCUACGACAACUUGGAGAGACACAAGCUAACCCAUCAGGCUGUGAAACCAUUUGUCUGUGAAGCUUGCGGGCGAGCCUUUUCUCGGAAGACCCACCUCAAGCGCCAUCAGUCUAUUCACACUGGUAUCAAACCAUUCAAGUGUAGCAUCUGUGGAUUUGGGUUCUCACAAAACGUGAACCUGACCAGACACAUGAAAACACACGAAAACUCUGUCACUUUGUAUGAACCUGCAGUACUCUAUCAACGAGAAAAGCCCUUUAAAUGUAAUCUGUGUGGUCGGGCAUUUUCUAGAAAUUGUGACUUGACACGCCACAUGAAAAACCAUGAAGAAAGCCUUUCUCAGCCUGCAGAGUCAAUGACUGUGACCCUGCCUUUGCCUCCGGCGACUCCCGCCUCAGUGACUAUUGCACAUGAAAAACCAUUUAAAUGUAACCUCUGUGGUUCUGUUUUCUCCAUCAAUAGUGAGCUUACAAAACAUAUGAAAAAGCAUAAAGGAUUACUACAGCAACAUGAAGAUACAAAGAUAUUUUUGCCACAAAGCAAUGGUGCUGGUAGUAUUAUCAGUCAGCCGGUACCCACCCAACAGUUGCAGACCCAGCCAUUAAUCCAGCAGCAACAACAGCAACUUCACAGUGAUCGGCCAUAUAUCUGCAGCCUCUGUAAUCGUUCCUUCUCUCGAAAUGGCGAUCUCACUCGGCACAUGCGCUCACAUCCUGAGAAUCCCCUGAACUGCAAAGAGUGUCUGAAGGCCUUCACAGAGAAGUCAGAUGCUGGUAUGCACGAGAUGAUACAUGCUGCUUUGAUGCCUCAUGUUUGUGAGACAUGUGAUGACCUCGAUCAUCAACCGCUACAACAGAUGGUUGAAAUACAAACUGAGGAGCAUGGUGAUGAUGACUUGACUCCUCGAGACCCUUCUGAGGUUCCCCAUUACAUGAAUAUAUGA
Molecule: messenger RNA, 1143 nt
Organism: Acanthosepion pharaonis
Lineage: Eukaryota; Metazoa; Mollusca; Cephalopoda; Sepiida; Sepiidae
Source: the annotation of a GenBank genome assembly